AUGGUCAAGACUUCCGUCCUUAACGAUGCGCUCAACGCCAUGAACAACGCCGAGAAGGCUGGCAAGCGCCAGGUCCUCAUCCGUCCUUCCUCCAAGGUCAUCGUCAAGUUCCUGUCUGUCAUGCAGAAGCACGGCUACAUUGGCGAGUUCGAGGAGGUCGAUGACCACCGCUCCGGCAAGAUCGUUAUCCAGCUUAACGGCCGCCUCAACAAGUGUGGUGUCAUCAACCCCCGCUACCCCGUUCAGCUCCGUGACCUCGAGAAGUGGGCUACCCAGCUCCUUCCCUCCCGUCAGUUCGGUUACGUCGUCCUGACCACCUCCGCCGGUAUCAUGGACCACGAGGAGGCUCGCCGCAAGCACGUUGCCGGCAAGCUCCUCGGCUUCUUCUACUAG
This is a messenger RNA of Penicillium bovifimosum, 393 nucleotides long. Its product is annotated as 40S ribosomal protein uS8. The transcript is spliced from 3 exons. Gene Ontology annotation, cellular component: ribosome; cytosolic small ribosomal subunit. Gene Ontology annotation, biological process: translation. Gene Ontology annotation, molecular function: structural constituent of ribosome. NCBI's taxonomy places the organism in Eukaryota, Fungi, Ascomycota, Eurotiomycetes, Eurotiales, Aspergillaceae. The record is from RefSeq and is a predicted model, not a curated record. The coding region runs from base 1 to 393 and encodes 130 amino acids.